Molecule: messenger RNA, 1896 nt
Organism: Psylliodes chrysocephalus
Lineage: Eukaryota; Metazoa; Arthropoda; Insecta; Coleoptera; Chrysomelidae
Source: the annotation of a GenBank genome assembly
AUGAUAUGGGUAUUGAGUGAGUGUCAUAAAAAUACAUUUCAUGCAAGCAGAAUAUAUCAGCAGCGUUAUCCAGAACGUCGUCAGCCUAUAAAUCUUAAUGAAAGAGGUAAUGUGGAUUAUGAAAAACACUAUCGAACUGCUACAGUACUGACUGAAGAAAAUGAAAUUUUGUUAGCGACCAGUAUUAUUGAAAAUCCUUAUACAAAAAUAUCAAAGAAAUAUCAAAGAAAUAUCAAAGAAAUAUCAAAGAAAUAUCAAAGAAAUAUCAAAGAAAUAUCAAAGAAAUAUCAAAGAAAUAUCAAAGAAAUAUCAAAGAAAUAUCAAAGAAAUAUCAAAGAAAUAUCAAAGAAAUAUCAAAGAAAUAUCAAAGAAAUAUCAAAGAAAUAUCAAAGAAAUAUCAAAGAAAUAUCAAAGAAAUAUCAAAGAAAUAUCAAGAAAUAUCAAAGAAAUAUCAAAGAAAUAUCAAAGAAAUAUCAAAGAAAUAUCAAAGAAAUAUCAAAGAAAUAUCAAAGAAAUAUCAAAGAAAUAUCAAAGAAAUAUCAAAGAAAUAUCAAAGAAAUAUCAAAGAAAUAUCAAAGAAAUAUCAAAGAAAUAUCAAAGAAAUAUCAAAGAAAUAUCAAAGAAAUAUCAAAGAAAUAUCAAAGAAAUAUCAAAGAAAUAUCAAAGAAAUAUCAAAGAAAUAUCAAAGAAAUAUCAAAGAAAUAUCAAAGAAAUAUCAAAGAAAUAUCAAAGAAAUAUCAAAGAAAUAUCAAAGAAAUAUCAAAGAAAUAUCAAAGAAAUAUCAAAGAAAUAUCAAAGAAAUAUCAAAGAAAUAUCAAAGAAAUAUCAAAGAAAUAUCAAAGAAAUAUCAAAGAAAUAUCAAAGAAAUAUCAAAGAAAUAUCAAAGAAAUAUCAAAGAAAUAUCAAAGAAAUAUCAAAGAAAUAUCAAAGAAAUAUCAAAGAAAUAUCAAAGAAAUAUCAAAGAAAUAUCAAAGAAAUAUCAAAGAAAUAUCAAAGAAAUAUCAAAGAAAUAUCAAAGAAAUAUCAAAGAAAUAUCAAAGAAAUAUCAAAGAAAUAUCAAAGAAAUAUCAAAGAAAUAUCAAAGAAAUAUCAAAGAAAUAUCAAAGAAAUAUCAAAGAAAUAUCAAAGAAAUAUCAAAGAAAUAUCAAAGAAAUAUCAAAGAAAUAUCAAAGAAAUAUCAAAGAAAUAUCAAAGAAAUAUCAAAGAAAUAUCAAAGAAAUAUCAAAGAAAUAUCAAAGAAAUAUCAAAGAAAUAUCAAAGAAAUAUCAAAGAAAUAUCAAAGAAAUAUCAAAGAAAUAUCAAAGAAAUAUCAAAGAAAUAUCAAAGAAAUAUCAAAAAAAUAUCAAAGAAAUAUCAAAGAAAUAUCAAAGAAAUAUCAAAGAAAUAUCAAAGAAAUAUCAAAGAAAUGUCAAAGAAAUAUCAAAGAAAUAUCAAAGAAAUAUUAAAGAAAUAUCAAAGAAAUAUCAAAGAAAUAUCAAAGAAAUAUCAAAGAAAUAUCAAAGAAAUAUCAAAGAAAUAUCAAAGAAAUAUCAAAGAAAUAUCAAAGAAAUAUCAAAGAAAUAUCAAAGAAAUAUCAAAGAAAUAUCAAAGAAAUAUCAAAGAAAUAUCAAAGAAAUAUCAAAGAAAUAUCAAAGAAAUAUCAAAGAAAUAUCAAAGAAAUAUCAAAGAAAUAUCAAAGAAAUAUCAAAGAAAUAUCAAAGAAAUAUCAAAGAAAUAUCAAAGAAAUAUCAAAGAAAUAUCAAAGAAAUAUCAAAGAAAUAUCAAAGAAAUAUCAAAGAAAUAUCAAAGAAAUAUCAAAGAAAUAUCAAAGAAAUAUCAAAGAAAUAUCAAAGAAAUAUCAAAGAAAUAUCAAAGAAAUAUCAAAGAAAUAUCAAAGAAAUAUUAAAGAAAUAUUAA